Didymella exigua CBS 183.55 is the source of this 1212-nucleotide messenger RNA. RefSeq lists its product as uncharacterized. The record is from RefSeq and is a predicted model, not a curated record. The coding region runs from base 107 to 1081 and encodes 324 amino acids. The transcript has 2 exons. NCBI's taxonomy places the organism in Eukaryota, Fungi, Ascomycota, Dothideomycetes, Pleosporales, Didymellaceae.
AGACAAUCCCGAGCUCGGAAGAGCGCUUAGUCCUGGCCUUUAAGGCGCUCUGCAAAGUACCAUCCUCGGCAAAAGCUGGACUCUGCAUGCAAGAUACUCACUCAAGAUGUCGAAGAAUCAGGUCGAUGACGCCAUCCGGAUCAGAGACAACCAAAGGCGUUCACGUGCACGGCGGAAGGACCUGAUCAAGGAUCUUCAAACUCGGGUGCAAGGGUACGAACUGAAAGGAGUCACUGCGACGCUGGAAAUGCAACGGGCAGCCCGCAAGGUGGCACAGGAGAACGAGAGGUUACGCUCUCUGCUUACUCGUCACGGCAUCUUGAGAGACGAGAUCGAUUCCUUCCUCCGUUCGUGCGAGCAGACUGAAGGUCCUUCUGAACCAGAAACACCAACAUCGAGUGUGAAGAGUCCCAGUAUUUCGAACCCAUAUCCAGUCCACGCUGGACCGCGCUCGUUAAGCAUACAGCCUUCGAGCCAUGCCUACUCUCAGGAUUUCAGCCCUCGCCCUUCACCGAUAUUGCCCAGACCACCAGUGCAGGUUGCGAGGCGACCAAUCUCAGCGAGUUCCACAACAGCAAAAUGCGGGUCAGAAACACAUUUUGGGUCAACAACCAAGACUCCAACAGAACUAGAAGUAGAAGCCACAAUCAUGGCCAGGUCCGUCGAAGCCUGCAAAAGAGUCGAAGCGUACUACGCGAGUCCCAGCGAGACUGACUCUUCACCACCGUCGCGACCACAAGAAGGACUGUCAGCCUUCACUUUCCCCGAGCGCACGCUGGCAAUCACACAGAGUCAAGGCUGUUGCCCGCCCCCAAGGCCGCCGCCUGAGGUUACCAUGGAGGACCCAGACUGUCCGAGCACAACUGACUGUUUCUGCCCUCCAAUCACGACAGCCCCAUCGAGCACAGCGAGGCCGUUUAUAAGCACCGAUGAGAUAUCAUGCGAGACGGCUGCGACGAUUAUUGCCCAGAUGCGAGGAGACGGAGAUGAAGCCGCGGCGCGGGCUUCGAUUGGAUGUGCGCCGCAACAGGUGUGCAGCAUCAAGAACGCUUUUCUCAUGCAGGUACUUGAUGAACGGUAGCAGAUUUGCAGCAUUACGUUCCCUAAGCCUUGUGUCUGCAAUGGAUUCGUAUCAUGAUUUCGUUAUAAUUGACGAUUAUUCAUAGACGCCUGACGCUAUGACAGUCGCAUAUCCAUCAACGUAUCCCUUUG